GCUAAAGUUUCUUGCCAUGUGUUAAUUAUCGCCAGUGAGUUAACAAAAUCCAUUAUUGAGAUUCAGAAGUAAAUUACUUUAAAAUAUUCAAUAUUAUAUUGUGAAUUUAUGUGAUUAUCUUUCCAUCUCCUUUAAGAGUAAAACUAUAUAACUAUUUUCCUCUGACAGUAAAAUUCCAACUCAUAUGCAUAAUUCUUUUUCACCCACUUGCUAUUAUACGUUUAUCACUUCCUCUUCUGAGCAUCAAUAUAAACUGGGCAGACGACGCCUCUCAUCCUAGACUUGCUUCACUCCACAUCUGAUCUCAGCCUCAACAUGUCACUGCUCUCUUAUUUACUGCUGGCAGCUACUGCAGCCUGCUGCUUCACAACCCUCUUUGCAUUGCCAAUGGAUGGUGUUGUUGCCAACAGCAACUGUCAGUGUGUGACCACCACCUCAUCCAUAAUCCCAGCUCGGCUGUUCCAGAGGAUUGAGAUCCUGCCUCCGGGAGCACACUGUCGCAAAACUGAGAUCUUGAUUACCAAAAAGGACAACAAAACAGUUUGCAUAGACCCUGAAGCACAAUGGAUCAACAAAGUCCUCACAAGAGUAAUGAGCAAAAGAAGUGCAAAGGAAAGUGCCGAGACCACUGCGGCAUAAAUCAAAGCGGACAAGAACAACUGCGAUAAAGACAUUUUCCACUUCCUACUUUUCAACUAUUCCUUUUCGUUAAACAGGCAACUCAAGUGUGCUGAAUGUUAUCAGGCCAUAUUUACGUAGUCACAAAUUUGUUAUCGUAGGCUGUCUACAAAAUCUGUAAUUAUUAUUUUGAAAUAAAACUCACAACCUUCUUCCUUUAAAAUGACAUCUUUAUUGCCUUUAAGGUGGGAGACUAGAAUUUCUUGUUUUACAAAUGGGCCACAUGUAGCACCAUUUUCAUUUGCAAACAGAAAGUUUUUUUCCCCAAUAUAAUCAUCACCAUAUAUGUUCAUAGACUAAACAAGAUUUACAAAAUGUGUAUUCCUCAGCGGAGGAGAAACUGCCUGAAAAAAACUCCCAAAGUCAAUGAGAAAAAUCCAGUGAUUAAGUCAUCAUCUCAUUGGGAAAAUGCUCUUUUUUGGAUAUUCUAAUCAUUGUGUCUCAAGGUUCUUAGCAAAACAAUACUUUACAUUAUCUUAC
Messenger RNA from Sinocyclocheilus rhinocerous, 1158 nucleotides. RefSeq names its product C-X-C motif chemokine 13-like. Lineage: Eukaryota; Metazoa; Chordata; Actinopteri; Cypriniformes; Cyprinidae. Gene Ontology annotation, biological process: defense response; immune response; chemotaxis. The coding region runs from base 316 to 639 and encodes 107 amino acids. The transcript is spliced from 4 exons. Gene Ontology annotation, molecular function: chemokine activity. The record is from RefSeq and is a predicted model, not a curated record. Gene Ontology annotation, cellular component: extracellular region.